ACAUUUGCUUGUAUGUGUACGAUUAUAGAGCUCCUUGUUUCAAGUCGUGUGAGUCCGGUUAUCUGCUCGCUCCACAGCAAAAAUGUUUGGUGGUCACCUCAUUUUUAGAACCCUUUUAGUGGGUAUCCUUUGCCUCUCUCUGGUCUCUACGGACACUUGUCCUUCUGGAGGGAUGCCUGGUUUUCCAGGUAUCCCUGGAUUUCCUGGACGUGAUGGAAGGGAAGGGAUAAAGGGAGAGAAAGGAGAACCUGGAAAGCCUCUUAAACCUGAUGAAACCAUGAAAAAGGGGGCGACAGGGGUAUCUGGAUUCCAAGGAAUUCCUGGAAAGAGAGGUCUCCAGGGGGAUAACGGUGUAAUGGGACCACCCGGCCCCACAGGAGAGCCAGGGGACAGAGGCAACUUUGACUCUCCUAGAUCUCGUCUGCAGUCUGCUUUCAGUGUUGCCCGUGCCACAAGAUCCCAUCCUGAUCCGAACUCUCUGAUACGCUUCGGUACUAUUAUCACCAACAUCAAUGAAAAUUUUAAUACUGGAGAGAGCAAAUUUGUAUGUCAAAUUCCUGGCACUUAUUAUUUUGUGUUUCAUACAUCGUCCUAUGACAAACAUCUGUGUGUAAACCUAAUUCACGAUGAUAAGAAGCUGGCUGUUUUCUGUGAUCACAUACAAAAGGGCAACCAACAGGUGAGCUCAGGUGGGCUAGCAGUUUAUCUGAAAGAGAAUGAGAAAGUCUGGCUGACGACAGGUGGCUAUAACGGCCUGUUUGCAGAAGGUGAAAAAGCAGACAGUGUUUUCUCAGGUUUCCUGAUUCAUGCACACUGAUUUAUUGUUGCACUGUUUUUAACUAUAAAGUUGAGCGAUGUUGAUGCUUGUCAAACAUGCUGUAUGUCUUACUCAUGGAAAACAUUCUGAAAAGCUACUGAUCAAAUAAAAUAAUGCUUCAGUAAA
Messenger RNA from Carassius auratus (goldfish), 943 nucleotides. It is a transcript of the gene c1qc, whose product is annotated as complement component 1, q subcomponent, C chain. The record is from RefSeq and is a predicted model, not a curated record. Gene Ontology annotation, molecular function: protein binding. NCBI's taxonomy places the organism in Eukaryota, Metazoa, Chordata, Actinopteri, Cypriniformes, Cyprinidae. The transcript has 2 exons. Bases 83 to 817 code for a protein of 244 amino acids.